CUGUUUCAGCCUCACUCUGGAUAAGCGCUCAGCAGAUCUUUAAAGGCACUGUUUGUAGUGUGUCAAGUUUGUCUGUUGGGACUCCUAUCCAAGGACACUCUCUUCCGAGAUGCCAGAACCUGCCAAGAAAGCUGCUUCCGCCUUCACCAAGAAGCCCAAGAGUUCAGAAGCUGUGGCCGGCGGGACGGUUGUUUUUGAAGCUGAGACUGAGAAGAAGGACACCAAGGUGAAAUGGCAACGGGACUCGGCUGACAUCGUGGCGAGUGAGAAAUACCUGAUCACUGCGGACGGAAAUAAACACUCUCUAACCAUCAACAGCAUCAGCAAGGAGGACGACGUCGUCUACUCAGCAAUUGCUGGGAGCUCCAAGGUCAAAUUUGAACUCAAAGUGAAAGAACAACAAGAGAAAACAGAAAAUGCUGCUGCCAGCUCCUCUGCCUCUGCUGAAGGACAACCUGAAGCAAGCCACGAGCAAGAAGCUCCUGCUGAGAGCCAGCAACCAGACACGAGACAGGACCUGACUGGGUUAUUCCUGGAGAAGCCCCAGAGUGGAGAGGUGACAAUGGGUGCCAACAUUACUUUCAUUGCAAAAGUUGGAUCCGCCAACCUAAUAAAGAAACCAGCAGUGAAGUGGUUUAAAGGCAAGUGGAUGGACCUGGCCAGCAAAGCAGGCAAGCACCUGCAGCUGAAGGAGCUGUACGACAGGAAUACCAAGGUGUACACCUUUGAGAUGCAAAUCAUUGGAGCCAAGGCCAACUACUCUGGUGCGUACAGAUGUGAAGUCUCCUCCAAGGACAAGUUUGACAGCUGCAACUUUGAUCUCAUUGUGCAUGAGGCACGUGUAGAAGAAAUUGAUAUCCGUGCAGCUUUCAGACGCACUAGCUGUGAUGGAGGCGAGGAGGCGGGAGAGCUGGAUUUCAGUGCUUUGCUGAGAAAGAGGGCCACCCAGGUGAGCAAUGAGCCGGAGGUGGACGUGUGGGAUAUCCUAAAGAAAGCCCCGGCGUCCGAGUACGAGAAGAUCGCCUUCCAGUACGGCAUCACCGACCUGCGCGGCAUGCUGAAGAGACUGAAGAGGAUGAAGAAAGAGGAAAAGAAGAGUGAAGCAUUCCUUAAGAAGCCUGACCCAGCCUACCAGGUGGACAAAGGCCACAAAAUGAAGAUUGUGGUUGAGGUGGCCGAUCCUGAUGCAGAGGUGAAGUGGCUGAAGAAUGGGCAGGAAAUCAAAAUAAGUGGCAGCAAGUACAUCUUUGAGAAUGUCGGAAACAAAAGGAUUCUGACCAUCAACAACUGCUCUCUGGCCGAUGACGCUGCUUACCAGUGUGUCAUCGGAGAGGAGAAGUGCUUCACUGAGCUCUUCGUCAAAGAACCCCCGGUACUCAUCGUGCAAUCCCUUGAGGAUCAGAUGGCGAUGAAGGGAGAGAGAGUGGAGUUUGUGUGUGAGGUCUCCGAAGAGGGAGCCCUGGUCAAAUGGGAAAAGGAUGGUGUGGAGUUGACCCGUGAGGAGACUUUCAAGUAUCGCUUCAAGAAAGACGGCAGGAAGCACUACCUGAUCAUCAACGAAGCUACCAAGGAAGACUGUGGCCACUACAUGGUCAAGACCAAUGGCGGGGAGUCCGUAGCUGAGCUCAUGGUCCAAGAAAAAGACUUGGAAGUGUACCAGAGCAUUGCUGACCUGACAGUGAAGGCCAGAGACCAGGCUGUGUUUAAAUGCGAGGUCUCCGACGAGAAUGUGAAAGGAAUCUGGUACAAGAAUGGCAUGGAGGUGAAAGCCAGCGACAGAGUCCACAUCACACACAUCGGCAGGAAUCAUAAAUUGACAAUUGAUGACGUGAAGCCAGAAGAUGAAGGCGAUUACACUUUUGUCCCCGAAGGAUACGCCUUUAAUCUCUCUGCCAAACUGAACUUCCUAGAGGUCAAGAUUGACUAUGUGCCUAGACAAGAUCCACCCAAAAUUCACCUGGACUGCGUUGGCCACACCCCUGAGACCACUAUUAUUGUGGUGGCUGGAAACAAACUGAGACUGGAUGUGCCCAUUACUGGAGACCCUGCUCCCACUGUGGUGUGGACCAAAGCUGAUAAGGUGAUCUCUGACACAGAUGGCCGUGUGCAUGUGGAGUCCAUGAAGGAUCACUGUGUCUUCACCAUAGAGGGGGCAGAGAGAGAGGAUGAGGGGGUCUACACAGUGGUGGUGAAGAACCCGGCUGGAGAGGAUACCGCCGACAUUACUGUUAAAGUCGUGGAUGUCCCUGACCCCCCCCAGGCCCCUAAGAUUGUCAGCCUGGGUGAGGACUGGUGCAAUGUCCAGUGGGAACCACCCGCGUUCAAUGGAGGCCAGCCCAUUCUGGGGUACGUGCUGGAGAGAAAGAAGAAGAAGAGCUAUCGAUGGAUGAGGCUCAACUUUGACCCCCACAAGGGUCUGACCUAUGAGGCAAAGAGGAUGAUAGAGGGCAUGGCUUAUGAGAUGAGGAUCUACGCUGUGAAUGCCAUUGGCAUGUCCCGGCCUAGCGCCCCUUCACAGCCCUUCGUACCGAUCGCUCCUACCAGCGAGCCUCAUUGCCUGACUGUUGAUGACAUUACUGACACCUCCAUCUCUCUGAAAUGGAGACCUCCGGAGAGGGUCGGAGCAGCAGGGCUGGACGGCUACACUGUCGAGUACUGCAAGGAGGGCACGGAUGAGUGGGUGCCUGCCUUCGAGGGCCUGUCUGAGCGCACCUCCGUCAACAUCAAAAACCUCCCGACGGGAGAGAGGAUGCAGUUCCGCGUGCGAGCUGUCAACGUGGCUGGAGCGAGCACCCCAGCAACCCUGACCCAGCCUGUGACAAUCCGCGAGAUCAUGCAGCGCCCCAAAAUCUGGAUUCCUCGCAACCUCCGCCAGACUGUGAUUAAAAGAGUAGGCGAGACAAUAAACAUUGUCCUUCCUUUCCAGGGGAAGCCCAGGCCCAAAGUGACUUGGACAAAGGAAGGAGAGGCUCUGGACCCCAAACAAGUGGGCGUCCGCAACAGCGAUUUCGACACAAUCCUCUUCAUCCGCCGGUCGGAGCGCAAGGACUCUGGGAAGUACGAUGUGGCCGUGCAGAUCGAGAACAUGGAGGACAAGGCCAGCCUCCACAUUCAGGUCGUCGACAAGCCCGGCCCGCCCCAGAACUUGAAGAUCACAGAGGUGUGGGGCUUCAACGUGGCUCUGGAGUGGAAACCACCGAAGGACAACGGCAACUGCGAGAUUACAGGCUACACCAUCCAGAAAGCAGACAAAAAGACAAUGGAAUGGUUCAAUGUGUAUGAACACUACCGCCGCACCAACUGCGUGGCGUCAGACCUCAUCAUGGGAAACGAGUACAUAUUCCGGGUCUUCGCCGUGAACAUGUGUGGCCUGAGUGAAGAGCCUUGCACCUCCAAAGACAGCGCCUACAUCCAGAAAACAGGUAUUGUGUACAAGCCACCGAUCUACAAAGAACAUGACUUUUCUGAAGCACCCAAGUUCACACAUCCCCUGGUGAACCGCUCUGUAAUAGCAGGCUACAACGCCACCCUGAGCUGUGCCUUGAGGGGAUGGCCCAAGCCUAAAGUGGUCUGGUACAAGAACAAAAUGGACAUCACGAACGAGGCCAAGUUCCGCAUGUUCAGUAAGCAGGGAGUGCUGACCCUGGAGAUCAGGAAACCCUGCCCCUUCGAUGGGGGCACGUACACCUGCAAGGCUAUCAACGACCUUGGAGAGGCUGAGGUGGAGUGCAGACUGGAGGUCAGAGCAUACAUGGCCAAGGAGGCUUCGCAAGAGAAGUGAAGUGUCCCUAAUCUGAGCAACUUUUGUAUUUAUUGUAAUCUUUCGCAACGUGAACUACUCAACAGACAGAUUCUAUUGCAUUUCAGUCGCCUGCCUUCUCACUGUUUCUGUGCGUUUUUAUGCUUGCUUUUGUGUUUGGAAAAACAGUGUGUGCCACACCGAAGAAGAUAAGUCAAAAUGUGAUACUGGAGUUUGUGUAGUUGAAGAUGGACUUCUUUCUUAUAACUGGUCAAUGCAUGUGAUUGGAUUCUGGGUGUAUUGUGCAGAGGUGUAUGGUCAGAUUGCACAGCUAAGCAGCUAAUCUCAUUGUGCAAAAUAUCAGAGAGUUCAUUGAUUUAAAAAAGCAACAACUCGUGCUGUGUUGUACUGUUCUUGUUUUCUCACUCUCCCUUGGGCACAAUGUAUGCAUUCUUAUUUAUAAUUUGAAAAUAAAAUGUAUUAAAUCUUGA
Acipenser ruthenus (sterlet) is the source of this 4230-nucleotide messenger RNA. RefSeq names its product myosin-binding protein C, cardiac-type-like. Lineage: Eukaryota; Metazoa; Chordata; Actinopteri; Acipenseriformes; Acipenseridae. Gene Ontology annotation, molecular function: protein binding. The coding region runs from base 110 to 3781 and encodes 1223 amino acids. The transcript is spliced from 30 exons. The record is from RefSeq and is a predicted model, not a curated record.